GGUAGAACCCGGAUCCCGGAAUUCCACGUUCUUCGGAGCGGGGCUUCUGGAGACGGCGGGUGGGAAAACCCGGCGCCCGGAAGCCUUUGCUUUCUUUGACGCAAGGGCUCGGGACGCAGCCGCCGUCGGCCGAGCGCCCGGCGAGGAGCGACCCCAGACGGAGCCUUCGGAGCCCCUCCGCCCUCACGUCUCCAGGUCCCCGAGCCUCGGUCUUCCUCGCCGCCCUACUCGUGGCCAUGGAGUGUCCGCACCUCAGCUCUAGCGUCUGCAUCGCUCCGGACUCAGCCAAGUUCCCCAACGGCUCCCCGUCGUCCUGGUGUUGCAGCGUGUGCCGCUCCAACAAAAGCCCCUGGGUCUGUUUGACUUGUUCAAGUGUCCACUGUGGAAGGAUUUGGGGAACCUGAAAAUACUUUGUACAGAUAACAUUAAAAAAAAAAAAAGAAGAAAAGUAGAAGCACUUAAAUUCUUCACUUGAAGAGACAGAUUCCUCUCCUAGAUUUUGAGAGGUAUGUGAAUGGCCAUGCAAAAAAACAUUAUGAAGAUGCACAAGUACCCUUAACUAAUCAUAAGAAAUCAGAAAAGCAAGAUAAACCUCAGCAUACAGUGUGUAUGGAUUGCAGUAGCUACAGUACCUACUGUUAUCGCUGUGAUGAUUUUGUGGUUAAUGACACCAAGCUGGGACUGGUACAGAAAGUCAGAGAACACUUACAGAACUUGGAAAACUCAGCUUUCACAGCUGAUAGGCAUAGGAAAAGAAAACUUUUGGAAAACUCAUCACUAAACAGCAAGUUGUUAAAAGUAAAUGGAAGCACCGCUGCCAUCUGUGCCACAGGCCUCCGGAAUCUGGGGAACACAUGUUUCAUGAAUGCCAUCCUUCAGUCACUCAGUAACAUUGAGCAGUUUUGCUGUUAUUUCAAAGAACUGCCCGCUGUGGAGUUAAGGAAUGGGAAAACAGCAGGAAGGCGAACAUACCACACCAGGAGCCAAGGGGAUAACAAUGUGUCUUUAGUGGAAGAGUUCAGAAAGACACUCUGUGCUUUAUGGCAAGGUAGCCAGACUGCAUUUAGCCCAGAGUCCUUAUUUUAUGUUGUUUGGAAGAUUAUGCCAAAUUUUAGGGGUUAUCAGCAACAGGAUGCCCAUGAAUUUAUGCGCUACCUUUUGGACCACCUGCACUUGGAACUCCAGGGCGGUUUCAAUGGUGUUUCCCGCUCAGCAAUUCUACAGGAGAAUUCUACUCUAUCUGCAAGUAACAAAUGUUGCAUGAAAGGGAUUUACAAGACAAACUCCCCAAAGACAGAAAGAAAAGAAAAUGGAGCAUCUACGGUUGUCACAGCUAUAUUCGGAGGUAUUCUCCAAAAUGAGGUUAACUGCCUCAUAUGUGGGACAGAAUCUAGAAAGUUUGAUCCAUUCCUGGACCUUUCAUUAGAUAUUCCAAGUCAGUUCAGAAAUAAGCGCUCUAAGAAUCAAGAAAAUGGACCAGUUUGUUCAUUACGAGAUUGUCUUCGCAGUUUCACUGACUUAGAAGAACUUGAUGAGACAGAGUUAUAUAUGUGCCACAAAUGCAAAAAGAAACAAAAAUCCACUAAAAAGUUUUGGAUUCAAAAACUACCCAAGGUGCUAUGCUUACAUUUGAAACGAUUUCAUUGGACGGCAUAUUUAAGAAACAAAGUUGAUACCUAUGUAGAAUUUCCCCUGAGAGGCCUGGACAUGAAAUGCUACUUGCUAGAGCCUGAGAACAGAGGCCCAGAGCACUGCCUUUACGACCUUGCCGCUGUGGUGGUGCACCAUGGUUCCGGGGUUGGUUCUGGACAUUACACAGCGUAUGCAACUCAUGAAGGUCGCUGGUUCCAUUUCAAUGACAGUACUGUAACACUGACUGAUGAAGACACCGUUGUGAAAGCAAAGGCCUACAUCCUUUUCUAUGUGGAACGCCAGGCCAAAGCUGGAUCAGAUAAACUUUAAUACCUCCUUUAAAUCAUUAUUUGUCAAGUAUACCGGACAAACAUUUCCAAUUUUCCGUAAAUACUUGAUCCAAGAUUUAAUUUCAUUAUGCACUUUUCAAUUUCCUAUUUGGGGUUUAGUUUUAUUUUGUCAGUGGUAGUGAUGUAUUGAAUAUGGGCACCAACUAAUUUGUUUUUUUAGUUCUACCAGAAAACCUCAGCAGAUAUUUUGAUUUGCUGCUUUAGUUGUAAUAAUUGUUUUUAUAUGUAGUUUCAAGAACUUAGUUCUAUUUGACUUUUUUUAUAUUAAUGUUUUCAGUUCUCACUUUGAGGCACACUUACAUCAAUGCUUUGUUACUCUCGCAUGUUGCAAGCAGGAGGUGUUCCUGAUUGUGAAGAGCAGCCUAACGGUCUGCUGCCCUUCACAGCUGUCACGGAGACCAGGUUGACUGGAAAGCCAGGAUCAUGUGUGCACAUCAUUUGUGACCCACAGGAUUUCGCUGCUCAGUAAUCGUUCCUUUUGAUUGUAAAAGAGAAGUGGGAGGGCAUCAUUAAGCAGGCCAGGUAAUUGCUGCUCUUGGUAUCUCUCCAGGCUGCUGUUUAUCAGCACUAACUAAAUAAAUUUGUUGGUUCAGUUGUACCUCUACUGCAAAUUCAAGAAUUACUCCUUUUGAGUUUUUGUUUUGUUCUGGGGAUACUUUUUGCUUGUGUGUUUGUGCUCAUGGAGCUAGGAGUACAGAAGAGUCCAAAGAUGACCAAACACUUUGAGUGUGUAAAAAUCUCAGACUCCGCUACACGGUGUAGAUGUUAUCCAGGGGGAGGAAACCAUAGCUUCUGUUUGCCUUUCAAACCAGCAUCUAGUUACCCCACUGGCUCUCGUGCUGGGAAUAACUACAUGUCCACUUCUGUCUUCUUGCUUGGCCAUGUGAGGUCGAGAUGCCGACCUCCAGAGUGGAUUCUGACCUUCACCUAUACUUCAGGUAACGCUAUGGGGUCUGCUCCUAUAGAAGGAAAUCUGAGUCUUUGCUACUUUGGUUUUUAACAACUCUCACUGGUCUAUCCUGAUAGAGCAAACUAAAAAUAUUCACUUUGAAUAGUUUCUGUUCUUUAGUUGUCUUUGUUUCAAAAUUUUCAAGAAGAAUAGGUAUAGGCACUAUUAGGAUUGAACUCAAAUUGAAAUCUGGAACCAGAAUUCCAUCUAAGGAAGGUAACUGAUUCUGCAGGUGGUCCAGGCCAGUCCUGAUGGGGUGGGGGGUGGGGGUGGCAGUGCUUGCAGACUGGAGAGAAGGGAGAGAGAGAGAACACACACACUCCCCAGUAGGCUCUAGCACAGGACCGUGCACUGCUGUCAGCGCAUCUUACUCCAGUCCGUUUCUUCUGUUCUCUACAAGUUGUUAGAAGGGGCAGAAUGUCUUUCAUAUUAAGCCAGUCAGCCAAAAUUUUUGGUAAUCUUGUUUCUCCUAUUAAAAGAAAAAAGCCAAGUUUGUUUUUGUUUUUCUUUUAAGUGCAUGAAUAAUCUGAUGGCUGUCUUCCUGGGUCGGAUGUUUGAAGUUGCAGGAGCAGAUGUGGCUCCAUUUCCAUUUUAAUAUUCGCUAGAUAAAUCCUGUAUUUUUCUCAGGGCAGAAAUCAGCUGCUAAACACUUUAACAUGGCCUGGAACAAACUGCAGUUACAGCUAAACCUGCACUAUCUGGUAUGGCAGUCACUGGUCACAUGUGGUUAUUGAGGUUUUAAUGAAAAUUAAGUUUAAAACCCAGUUCUUCAGUCCCACUAGCUACAUUUCAAGGGCUCAGCAGCCGCUUGUGGCAGAGAAUGCUUGGGCCCAGGGCCGCUCUGUCGUUGUGUAGGGCUCUUGGACAGCGCUGGUCUGCAUUUUCACUCCGGAGAAGAAAGCUUUGCUGUCGUGUUUAGGUCUUGCAACUUAGACACAGAGUCCAGGAGAUAAUUAAGAGGGAAACAUGUAUUUAAAAUAGUUUACAGUGCUAAAUUACAUGAGGUUGAACCAUAAGAGAUUGUGGUAUUUAACCUUUUGAUCUACAACAGUGAAAGUUGCACAUAAUUUGACCUAAUAUAUUAGUACAUUAACACCACAUACAAUUGAAUGUGGAAUGUGCCUCUUCUUUGAUCUGUUUGGUAUCGCCUGUGAAUCCAGCUUCUUUUACUUAGAAGGCAUACAGCUGGGACUUCUAACAUUUGCACUUCCUUUGUCUCUCCGAGGGGGCCCACUAGAGGACUGCAGCAUUAUAGCCUUGGGCAGUGUGGAUAUUGGUGGAGAAAAACGGUCUUUUUAUACCAAAAGGAACUUCGCGACAGCCAGACCACUUUGUUGGGGAAAGUGGUCCUCAGACAGGCAGCGCUGUUGGCUUGAGGGAUGGACACAUCGCCUCUUUGAAUUUCUGGAGUGUUUUUAUUGCUUGAUUUUACUGACGCAGAAAUGUUUGAAUGACAUUAUGAACGCUCCCUUGGAAAAGUGAUUGGAUCCAUUUGAAUUGUGCAUUUGAACGCCAGUGAUGUAAACGUGCCUGUUUGUACUUAAAAAAUUUAACUGUGUAGCCUUAUCACACCUAUUUUAAAAAGCUGAUCUUCGUGUGCUCUUCAGGGCUUUCCCCUGUGCCGUGCUGUCUCUGCGCGUGUGGCUUCUCGCGCAGGGGCUGUGGCGCAGGCGGUGCCUCGCUCUGUCCCAUGGCUCCCUGGAACAAGAACACUUCCUCAGAAGUCCUCCCACACAGGUGGGUGAUGGAAACAGUUUGUGGCAACACAAAUCUCUCUCCAUGGUGGAGAAACCUUUGCUUAUCCACUGUAUUCUACUCAGUGUCUAGAGACGACAUAUGUAAUAGAAUUAAACCAGUCAAGUGUACAGGCCCUGGUUAAGUGUUAAAUGUGUAUCUCACCUGGGGAACCUACUCAGCAGCUUGGUUUCUGGGGUUGGGGACAUAUUUAUUUCUUAAAAGCCAAACCUCUCUUCCAGUGGUUUAGUGUACAUAAGUUUAUUUAGAUUUAUUUCUUCCCCCUCAGGCCCCAGCGUCCCCUCAACUCCCUCACACACCCUGUCGCUGACGUGGCCUCGUCACUUGGGCCCUGAAAAGGCUCAGGAGCAGUCUGUUCCUGUGGCCGGGGCAUGGGGCCCGGGACACUGGGGUGCAGCCGCAGGAACGGGCCCGCGGGGCCGGGCUGUGGGCGAGGUCUCCGCCCCGCCUCGCUGGUGUAACGCCUCCCUCAGGUCUGAGCACCAUGGACUCCAGACCCCACCGCCCCGCCAGUGCUGUGUCUCAUGUACUCGCCCGCCACGAAAGCCUAGUUUGUAUGAUGCGAGAGGAUUAACGGUGCAAGUGACUGAUUUCAUUUACGUUGUAAUCACAACCCUUCUCUGCUUCACCAACCUGAACUUUUAUGGAUAAAAGUAUUAAAGUUCUGGUCUCUUU
This is a messenger RNA of Zalophus californianus (California sea lion), 5361 nucleotides long. RefSeq names its product ubiquitin specific peptidase 3 (gene USP3). Gene Ontology annotation, biological process: protein deubiquitination. Gene Ontology annotation, molecular function: cysteine-type deubiquitinase activity; zinc ion binding. The coding region runs from base 610 to 1962 and encodes 450 amino acids. Gene Ontology annotation, cellular component: cytoplasm. NCBI's taxonomy places the organism in Eukaryota, Metazoa, Chordata, Mammalia, Carnivora, Otariidae. The record is from RefSeq and is a predicted model, not a curated record. The transcript is spliced from 17 exons.